Molecule: messenger RNA, 583 nt
Organism: Mollisia scopiformis
Lineage: Eukaryota; Fungi; Ascomycota; Leotiomycetes; Helotiales; Mollisiaceae
Exons: 1
Coding region: 145-489 (114 amino acids)
Source: RefSeq, a predicted model, not a curated record
AAAGUGAUCAUGGGCGCCAUUUAUCGUGGGCUCUAUCCGAAAAGUAAUCAUCAUGGGCUCUAUUCAAUAUGGGCGUUAUUUGACUGAUAGCAAGUAUCGUGGACUCCAUCUAUCAUGGACUCCAUGUGAAAGUUGGUCGCCAUCAUGGGCUAUUCAUGGUGGGUGCUAUUCAUCAUGGGCGCCAUCCAUCAUGGGCGCCAUCCAUCAUGGGCGCCAUCCAUCAUGAGCUCCAUCCGAAAGUUUGUAAGCAUCAUAGGCGUUAUUCAUGAUGGGCGCCAUUGUCAAGGACACUAUUUGAGACUAACAGACAGACAGGGAGCUCAUGAGAUGUAUUAUUCCUUCACAUCUAGACUCAAACAACGAUCUACAGCUCAUCAUGCUCUAGAAUAUGUGGGUAUAUUAUUUACACACUUCACUUGCAUCCAUUCUGCAAAUCUGAAAAACUCCGCAACCCCGCUCUAUUCCCUAGGUACGCGUAUGUCCUGUUAAUGUACAAUAUAGAAUCUCGUUAUUUACACCCCGUUCAUGCGCCCGUAUAGCCUAUGGUUUCGCGGUCGUCGUCUACUAGUCUGCCGUAUCUGUU